This is a messenger RNA of Pogona vitticeps (central bearded dragon), 662 nucleotides long. The record is from RefSeq and is a predicted model, not a curated record. Lineage: Eukaryota; Metazoa; Chordata; Lepidosauria; Squamata; Agamidae.
UGGGCUCUGCAGUAGAGUUAGUACUCUCUUUGUAACCUUUAAGAAGUUUCUUUGGGAGACUAAAACUUGCACAAUGUGUGAACAAUUUCUGGGAACUUGGAAGCUGGUUUCUAGUGAGAAAUUUGAUGAAUACAUGAAAGAACUUGGUGUGGGCUUUGCCACUAGGAAGAUUGCUGGUGUUGCCAAGCCCAAUGUAAUUAUCAGCCACAAUGGAGAUAAUUACACUAUCAAAACAGAGAGCAGUCUCAAGAACACAGAAAUUUCCUUCAAACUGGGGGAAGAGUUUGAUGAAACUACAGCAGAUGACAGAAAAGUAAAGAGUGUUGUGACCCUAGACAAUGGCACACUUAAUCAUGUGCAGAGGUGGGAUGGCAAAGAGACCACAAUAAAAAGAAAAGUAGAAGAUGGAAAGCUGAUUGUGGAAUGUGUUAUGAACAAUGUUGUCUCUACUAGAAUCUAUGAGAAAGCAUGAAAACGCCAUUCUGUGAAGUGAACUGGACUCGGAAGCAGAGGCUGCAGCUUGCUUCAAGGAGUGAAGUGAAGACGAUGGCUUUCUUUAGAGAACUGAAUUGUUGAGAAACUAGCUCCACAGCAUCCUUAUAUCUAAUCUUAAACUUUGUGGUUAUUCAAUAAAAAUCCUUAUCUCGAGAGAGAAACAAACA